GACGGCAGAAGUUCAGAACUGGGUAAGAGGAGCAGAAGUUUGCCCAGCAGAAGUUGCUCUGAAUCAGAGCUCUACAUCCACCAUGUUGCCCUGUGGACCAGCUUUGUCCUUUGUUCGGUGUCUGGUGCGGAAGAAGAACGUCACUGGUGAAAGUCUUGAGGACUCCAAGUUGUGCCGAUGCUUAUCGACGGUGGACCUUAUAGCCCUAGGAGUAGGAAGUACCCUUGGUGCUGGUGUUUAUGUCCUUGCUGGAGAAGUAGCCAAAUCCGAUUCUGGACCUAGCAUCGUCGUUUCUUUCCUCAUUGCUGCGCUGGCAUCUGUGAUGGCAGGUCUCUGCUACGCUGAGUUUGGUGCUCGCGUUCCCAAGACUGGUUCUGCGUAUUUGUACACUUACGUAACUGUCGGUGAACUGUGGGCUUUUAUCACUGGUUGGAAUCUCAUUUUAUCCUAUGUUAUAGGUACAUCAAGCGUAGCAAGAGCCUGGAGUGGCACCUUUGAUGAACUUCUUGGAAAACAAAUUGGUCAUUUCUUCAGAACCUACUUCAAAAUGAAUUACUCUGGACUAGCAGAGUAUCCUGACUUCUUUGCUGUAUUCCUUAUAUUGCUUUUAUCAGGUCUUUUAUCUUUUGGAGUAAAAGAAUCUGCAUGGGUGAAUAAAAUUUUCACUGCUAUUAACAUCUUGGUCCUACUCUUCGUUAUGAUUUCUGGUUUUGUGAAAGGAGAUGCUGACAACUGGAAAAUAAGUGAAGAAUAUCUCAUAAACCUUACUGCAAUAACAGAGAAUUGCUCAACCUAUGAGAAUGUGACAAGUUUAUAUGGGAGUGGUGGCUUUAUGCCAUAUGGUUUCACAGGAACGUUGGCUGGUGCUGCAACCUGUUUUUAUGCUUUUGUUGGAUUUGACUGCAUUGCAACAACUGGAGAAGAAGUCAAGAACCCUCAGAAAGCCAUCCCCAUAGGAAUUGUGGUGUCCCUGCUUGUCUGCUUCAUGGCCUAUUUUGGGGUUUCAGCUGCACUGACACUUAUGAUGCCAUACUAUUUACUAGAUGAGAAAAGUCCUCUGCCAGUAGCAUUUGAAUAUGUUGGAUGGGGUCCUGCGAAAUAUGUUGUAGCAGUGGGAUCUCUCUGUGCUUUGUCCACAAGUCUUCUUGGAUCCAUUUUCCCAAUGCCACGUGUAAUCUAUGCUAUGGCGAAGGAUGGGUUGCUUUUCAAAUGUCUAGCUCAAAUCAGUUCCAAAACGAAGACCCCACUAGUUGCUACUCUAUCGUCUGGUGCAGUAGCAGCUAUAAUGGCAUUUCUGUUUGACCUAAAGGCUUUAGUGGAUAUGAUGUCUAUUGGUACACUUCUUGCUUAUUCACUUGUGGCAACCUGUGUCCUCAUUCUUAGGUACCAACCCAGUUUAACCUACGAGCAACCAAAAUAUUCUCCAGAAAAAGCAGCUUUGGCUGCAUCUGAAAGGGAAUCUGCAGUAAGUGAAUCACAGAUAAAUAUGAUACAAGAGAAUCAUUUCAAUCUUCAGGCCCUGCUUAAUCCGUCCAGUUUACCUACCGAGCAGACUGCAACUACCGUUAACUUUUUAGUGGGUCUCUUGGCUUUCUUGGUUUGUGGCUUGAGUGUCCUCACUACUUACGGGAUUCAUUUCAUUGCUAACUUGGAGCCUUGGAGUAUUGGCCUUCUUGCUGUGUUGGUGGCGUCCUUCAUAGUUACCAUUCUCCUCAUCCAAAGGCAGCCUCAGAACCAGCAGAAAGUGGCGUUUAUGGUUCCACUAUUGCCAUUUUUGCCAUCAUUCAGUAUCCUGGUAAAUAUUUACUUGAUGGUACAAUUAAGUGGAGACACUUGGAUCAGAUUUAGCUUCUGGAUGGCACUUGGCUUCCUCAUUUACUUUGCUUAUGGCAUCAGACACAGUCUUGAAGGUCAUCGUAGCGAUGGAGAUGACGAUUCUUGUUCAGAAAAUAGUGGGCUGCAAGAAAAGAACCCUGUGGAAGAAGUGGAUGAACCUGAAAAUGCAAAUGAAAGUGAUCAAUUUCUUGCACAUGAGAGGACAAGUGAAUGUUAAUCUUUGCAAACAUACAAGUCUUUUAAACCUUUAAUUGACAUUUUACUUGCGGACUGAAAUUUCAAAAGCUUUCUGCCAACAUUGUGCCUCUUGAAAGUGUUUACUACAAGGCCUGGCUGAUAUUUUGGACAAGCUGCUAAUCCAUCUUCAUCAUUUCAGAACUGACAGCAUGGAGAUUAAUAUUUAAAUUAAAAAACAAACAAGAGAAGUACCCUUUGGCAAGCAAAAAUUUCAAUGCAUUGUUUGAACCAUCAUCCAAAAUCACUGGCAAUCACAAAAUACGAAGAAUUUUAGAACUGCCUGCAAGAAGUUCUGAAUAUUUGACACUGCAUUGUGAACACAAGUGCCUUUCGUACCUUCUCCUCAUCUCUGUUACAUGUUUUGGUCACAAUCUAAUAGUUCUCUUCUUUCUACAGAAGUAACUCUCAUGGGAGAUAAAUUG
Messenger RNA from Fulmarus glacialis (Northern fulmar), 2495 nucleotides. RefSeq names its product solute carrier family 7 (cationic amino acid transporter, y+ system), member 2 (gene SLC7A2). Gene Ontology annotation, biological process: transmembrane transport; amino acid transport. Gene Ontology annotation, cellular component: plasma membrane. NCBI's taxonomy places the organism in Eukaryota, Metazoa, Chordata, Aves, Procellariiformes, Procellariidae. Gene Ontology annotation, molecular function: amino acid transmembrane transporter activity. The transcript is spliced from 12 exons. The record is from RefSeq and is a predicted model, not a curated record. Bases 83 to 2053 code for a protein of 656 amino acids.